This is a messenger RNA of Poeciliopsis prolifica (blackstripe livebearer), 2178 nucleotides long. RefSeq names its product cyclic nucleotide-gated cation channel-like. Bases 74 to 2104 code for a protein of 676 amino acids. Gene Ontology annotation, biological process: monoatomic cation transmembrane transport. The transcript has 11 exons. Gene Ontology annotation, molecular function: cGMP binding; intracellularly cAMP-activated cation channel activity; protein-containing complex binding. Gene Ontology annotation, cellular component: intracellular cyclic nucleotide activated cation channel complex; plasma membrane. Lineage: Eukaryota; Metazoa; Chordata; Actinopteri; Cyprinodontiformes; Poeciliidae. The record is from RefSeq and is a predicted model, not a curated record.
CCGCAAACAUCUGGAGGACAGAGGAUCGAUCAGGUAAAAGAGCAGAACCACGUUGUGUUUGUGUGUGAGCAGCAUGACGGGUCCGCUGCACGAUUCCCACAGGUUGUCUGUGAAAACAUGGACGGAGGAGGAUAGUGAUCGUGCUGAGAGCACACUUAGCAGGGGACAGUCCACAUGUGAUGACACUUCUUCAGAGCUGCAGCGAAUGGCCGCCAUCGAAAGGAAUUCCCAGAGUUCCUUUCGAGGCCGAGGGGCCCUGUCCAGAAUAGUGAGCAUGGUGAUGACUCUGAGGGAAUGGGCCCAGAAGAGUCUGGCCGAGGAGACGGAGCGGCCCGAUUCCUUUCUGGAGCGCUUCCGGGGUCCGGCCAACGCCGACCUCCAGGCCCCGCCCAGCAGGUUCAGCCACACCCACACCGGCUCUGAGACGGAGCAUGAAGCCCGACGCUCCCGACGCACGAGGAGGAAAUGGAAGCUUGUGGUUUUGUCCCCGUCUGAUGACGCCUACUACAACUGGCUGAUAGUGAUUGGAGCAGCGGUUUUUUAUAACUUCACCCUAUUAGUCGUGAGGGCCUGUUUUGAUGAGCUCCAGAUGAAAAAUGUUCAGGUGUGGUUAGUCCUCGACUACAUCUGUGAUGGAGUCUACAUCCUGGAUAUCGCUGUUCGUCUCCACACAGGUUUUCUAGAUCAAGGCUUGUUGGUGAAGGAUGUUCGUCGUCUGAGAGAAACCUACAUCCGAACACUACAGUGCACCUUGGACAUCUUCUCCAUCCUCCCCACGGACCUCCUGUACCUCAUAGCCGGGAUGAGCUACACGCCUCUUCUCCGGUUCAACCGCCUGCUGCGGCUGUCGCGUCUCUUCGAGUUCUUUGAACGAACAGAAACACGCACGAGUUAUCCCAACACGUUCCGCAUCUGCAAGUUAGUCCUGUACAUCCUAGUCAUCAUCCACUGGAACGCCUGUGUGUACUACAGUUUCUCCAAAGUCCUGGGUCUGGGUUCCGACUCGUGGGUGUAUCCCAAUGCUUCGGACCCCGAGUUCGGCUCGCUGGCUAGAAGCUACAUAUACUGUCUGUACUGGUCCACUCUAACACUCACCACCAUCGGCGAGACUCCUCCACCUGUUAGAGACGAGGAGUACCUGUUCUUGAUAUUUGACUUUCUGGUUGGGGUUCUGAUUUUUGCCUCCAUUGUUGGCAACGUUGGAUCCAUGAUCUCCAACAUGAAUGCAACGCGAGUGGGCUUUCAAACUCGCGUGGACGCCCUCAAACAUUACAUGCACUUCAGGCAUGUCAGCAAGGUCCUGGAGCAACGCGUCAUUCGCUGGUUUGACUACCUCUGGACCAAUCAGAAGACGAUUGACGAGCAAGAAGUGCUGAGGAGCUUGCCAAACAAACUACGAGCAGAGAUCGCCAUUAAUGUCCACCUGGACACACUGAAGAAGGUGCGUAUUUUCCAGGAUUGCGAGGCCGGUCUCCUCGUAGAGUUGGUGUUAAAACUUCGGCCCCAGGUGUUCAGUCCUGGUGACUACAUCUGCAGAAAGGGCGAUGUGGGCAAGGAGAUGUACAUCAUCAAAGAGGGCCACCUGGCGGUGGUGGGGGACGAUGGAGUCACCCAGUUCGCUGUGCUGACCUCAGGGAGCUGCUUCGGAGAAAUCAGCAUCCUGAACAUCAGCGGCAGCAAGAUGGGGAACAGGCGCACCGCGAACAUAAGGAGCCUGGGCUACUCUGACCUGUUCUGCCUCUCCAAACAAGACCUGAUGGAGGCUCUGCAGGAGUUCCCACACGCCAGGGCGCAGCUGGAGCAGAGGGGGCGGGACAUCCUGCAGAAGGAGGGGCUUCUGGAGGAAGUAAACGUGUUGGCCGGGGAAGAGCUGGAGGAGAAGAUGGAGAGGCUGGAAACCAGUCUGGACCGUCUGCAGACGUGCUUGGCGCGCCUGCAGAGUGAGUUCAACUCCUCCCAGCUCCGGCUGAAAAAGAGACUCACGACCCUGGAGCGCAACAUCACCACGGCAACCACCGGCAGCGGCUUCCUGUCGGACGCCGACGGCAGCGAGAGUGUCUCCGGCUGCGACUUUGUACGAAGCGAAAUCAACAUCCGGCUCUGAAGACUCACCUAUUUAUUUAUUUAUUUUCAGAAAUUUGAUAAGUAGACUCAAAAUAAAGUAAAUCCCAAUACGGA